Messenger RNA from Hippocampus zosterae (dwarf seahorse), 1958 nucleotides. RefSeq names its product transcription factor Sox-2-like. Gene Ontology annotation, biological process: anatomical structure morphogenesis; cell differentiation; regulation of DNA-templated transcription. NCBI's taxonomy places the organism in Eukaryota, Metazoa, Chordata, Actinopteri, Syngnathiformes, Syngnathidae. The record is from RefSeq and is a predicted model, not a curated record. Gene Ontology annotation, molecular function: RNA polymerase II cis-regulatory region sequence-specific DNA binding; DNA-binding transcription factor activity, RNA polymerase II-specific. The coding region runs from base 116 to 1114 and encodes 332 amino acids. The transcript has 2 exons.
CAUCGGCAUCGGCAUCGGCAGCGGGUACCACCACCUCUCCUCGUCCCCCGCGCGCGCGCGUCUCUCUCUCAUUUCACCUGCUCGGGAGCGCCGCCCGACCAUCCGUUCCCCCCCGAUGUAUAACAUGAUGGAGACAGAACUGAAGCCCCCGGCUCCCCAGAGCAACACGGGGGGCACGGGCAACGGCAACGCGCCCGGCGGCAACAACCAGAAAAACAGCCCCGAGCGGGUCAAGAGACCCAUGAACGCCUUCAUGGUGUGGUCGCGGGGCCAGAGGAGGAAGAUGGCGCAGGAGAACCCCAAAAUGCACAACUCGGAGAUCAGCAAGCGACUGGGCGCCGAGUGGAAACUGCUGUCGGAGAGCGAGAAGCGACCUUUCAUCGACGAAGCCAAGCGCCUGCGGGCCCUGCACAUGAAGGAGCACCCCGAUUACAAGUACCGGCCCCGGAGGAAGACCAAGACCCUGAUGAAGAAGGACAAGUACACCUUGCCCGGCGGGCUGCUGGCUCCGGGCGGCAACGGCAUGGGCGCGGGGGUCGGGCUGGGCGGCGGUUUGGGCGUCGGCGGCGGUGGCGGCGGCGGCGCGGGCGGCGGCGUGGUCAACCAGCGCAUGGACUCGUACGCCGCGCACAUGAACGGCUGGACCAACGGCGGCUACGGCAUGAUGCAGGAGCAGCUGGGCUACCAGCACCCGGGCCUGAACGCGCACAACGCGGCCCAGAUGCAGCCCAUGCACCGCUACGACAUGAGCGCGCUGCAGUACAACGGCAUGAGCGGCUCGCAGGGCUACAUGAACGGCUCGCCCACCUACUCCAUGUCCUACUCGCAGCAGAGCACCCCGGCCAUGACGGCCCUGGGCUCCAUGGGGCCCUCGUCGGUGGUCAAGUCCGAAUCGAGCAGCUCCAGCCCGCCCAUCGUCACCUCGUCCUCCCACCGCGCCGCCCCGGGCUGCCAAAGCGGCGACCUGAGGGACAUGAUCAGCAUGUACCUGCCCGGGGCGGAGGUCGGCGAGCAGACUGCCCAGACCAGACUACACAUGUCCGCCCACUACCAGAGCGCCGUGCCCGGGACGACGAUCAACGGCACGCUGCCCCUAACGCACAUGAAGCUCUAGAGGGAAGGAUGGAAGGAUGCAGGAGCGAGAUGCCCUCUUCACGCCGCUGCUGGAUCAAGUUUGCAAGACGACAAAGUGGGAGUCGCAAUCAAAUGUUUUAUUAUUGCAAUCAUCUUUUUGUACAGUAUUUAUCAAAGAAAGCUUACAAUCACAAGAAAUUGUUAAACCGCAAGAGGUUGCAUCGUUUCCCCCCCUCCCUUUAUAUACAGCAUACAUAUAAAUAUAUAUAUAUCUAUAUAGUUCUAAAAAAAAUUGAGAAAAAAAAAUUCCAAGCCAGUUCCGUAGAAAAAAUAUUCGAAUAACGGCAGAAGGAAUCGGAGCCAUCGGCUCUGCUCCAAACAAACUUUUGGAAAGAAAAGGGACAGAAGAGCAAAAAAACAGGUAACGCUGUUUUAAUUCCUACGGCUCAACAUUGACUAAUUCGUUUUUGAUUUCGUUCAGAAAUAAAUGAGGGGACCCCCCCCCCGACCCCCCCAUCCCGCCCCAACCCCCUCCGGCUCAUUCAGCUCUCUCCGAGUUAAUUUAUAUUCCCCCCGUCUCCCACUUUUCAUCCGUUUGAGCUCUGAUGCUUGUGCUCUUUUAUUUCCCCGAAUUGAUUUGUACAAUUCAUGUAUAUUGACUGUGAUAUUUUAUGUUUCUAUCUCCAAAUUCAUUCCUGUAGUUGAAUUUGGAAAAAAAGAAAAAAAAAAAGAAUUGCGGCCUGUGUUACGCAGAAGCCCAACCACUCCAUGUAUAUACUGAAACUAAUACCAUCCUUAUAACAGCUACGAUUUCAACUGAGUAUAUUUUUUUUCCAUAUGCAGUUUGAAAAGAAUAAAUUUUUUGGAAAUUUGGAUACUCGAAA